Dibothriocephalus latus is the source of this 456-nucleotide messenger RNA. The record is from the annotation of a GenBank genome assembly. Lineage: Eukaryota; Metazoa; Platyhelminthes; Cestoda; Diphyllobothriidea; Diphyllobothriidae.
AUGUACAAGCAAAUCCGUGCGCAGACGGCCAGUUUCGUUCGCGGCUUCUACUCCAUAAUUAACCCUGAUUGGUUGGCAAUGUUCUCUCCCAUCGAACUGCAGCAGCUCAUCUCCGGAGACUCUGUUCUAAUUGAUCUGGAGGAUCUGAAGAACGCAUUUUCAUUUGUGACGAGUUGCUCAAAGCCCCCACUCCUCGGUUUUGCCUACUUAGAGCCACCAUUCUGCAUUCGAUGCGUCCAGUACACCAACGAGGACCAGGAUGUCGGAGAUACGCUGGGUUCGGUGCUUAAAGGCUUCUUCGGUUUUGGAAGUCGCCGUGGUGAAGAACAGGCUCGUUUACCCUCAGCCUCUACUUGUUUCAAUUUGCUAAAAUUACCCAACUACGCUUCGCGAUCAGUGCUGCGCGACAAGCUGCGCUACGCCAUAAACAGUAACUCGGGAUUCGAACUCUCCUGA